CCCCCCGCCUGCUUCACUCCCACCCCGGUCCGAAAUUGGAGUUUUGUUGAUUGCGUAGUCUUCUUCAUCCCUCCAGUUUCUGUUUGUGUUACGGUUUUCUUAAUAUCACAAUGAUUAUAUCUCGUUUUAUUUCGUGUUAGAAAGCACUUACUUAAGUUAUUCUUUUUCUACCUAUGAGAAGAAAUGCCUAGCAAGCGGAGGAAAUACAACGCUCGCUUUCCAGCGGGGCGCAUCAAGAAAAUUAUGCAGACUGAUGAACAAGUUGGGAAGGUUGCGCAAGCUGUUCCCAUCAUGAUUUCUAGAACUUUGGAGCUCUUUGUCCAAUCACUGAUGACAAGUGCUCUUGCAGUGACUAAUGCAAAAAAUGCAAGAACCCUUAGUCCUUCUCACAUGAAACAGUGCAUAGUUUCAGAUCAACGCUUUCAUUUUCUUAAGGAUCUUGUGCGAAGUUUACCAGAUGUGAACUCAUAUGAUGAAGACGGAGCUUCAUCAGCUUCAACCACAGCUACUGUGCCUGAAGAGGUGUUAAGCUCGUUCACCGGUCGAAGAUUCAGAACAAAUCCAGAGAAGCAAGAAAUGCCACAGAGAGAUAAUGAGGACAAGCGGUCUGAAGAUUCUGAAUCAACUGACUCAGAAAAAGAUGCUAAUAAUAUUCACGUAGAAGAAAACACGUCUGACUUCGUGAUAGAUGAAGACUAUGGGUCCUAAAUGUUCCUUUUUUUAUUUAUCUUAUUUCCCACUCCUAUUCCACCUUCAAUACUUUGCUCUUUUCUUUCUCUUUGUGAAGUUUUGUGAUAUUUUUCCAAUAUAUACUUUAAGUAUAUGAAUAUGAGUUAAGUCAGAGGGCCACACUUGGAGGUUGGAUGUGCUGAUGUUGAGGAGGAUGUGCCAACUCUCUAGAUUAUCCACCUGGUCCUCAUGUCUAGGUGCAAGAUUAUCUGGUGCCCUUUAUUCUCAACAACCUGUAAUUGUUCCAAUGUUCUAUUUAUUUGUAUGAUAUCAUGGUUCCCAGUAAAAUAUGAUAUUCUUUAAAUUCCACUGAUUGUGGAUUUUAUUCUGUGUGUAAUUGAAUCCCCUAAUGUGAUAAUGGUCAACUUUGUUUUUAGUUUAGCAUAAGACCUGUCAUGAAGUUAUUGUCAGUCCAAAUUUAAGUUGAUGUGUGCUUUAAGGAUGUAUUACCCAAGAGGUAUCCUAGGAGUGAAACUAUUUUAAGUUGUUUUAAUUAAGUAUAGUCCCCAAGUCACAAUUUCAUGUAUUUGAAAGGAAGUCAAUUCACAAAAUCAAAGUGCUAAUACAUUUUUUGCUUUUAGAAUUUUGUGAAAACAGUUUGAUGCAUCAGGAAUCUAUGAUCUAUGAUAUGACUAACAAACAUUUUGUUUGCAUUUUAUAAAUAAAUGAAAUGGACAUUUGUGUAUUCAAAUGCAAUUAACAAUGUUGAAAAAAAAUUGUCAAAGAAUUUAUCCAGCCAAUCAGCUAUGUUUUGCAUUUGGUUUGUUUUCUACUCUGAAAUCUGAAUGAUUGAUGCUGCUUGGACCCUCCUAAUGACUUUCUUAUUUAAUGCCUGUGACUGAUUUUCCCUAAUGUAGCUAUGUGUGCAGUUAAGUUUGCUGUUUAUCUGAUGUUUGAAUACAUGCAUCUUUGGGUGUAACUUUUGGUACUUCUGGAGAUCUGUGUAAUGUAUUCACCUAUAGCUAUUAGAAUGACCAUAACUGUGUUGGUACAAAUUUAUUUAAGAAGCUAGUGUUUUUACAGAUAUUUCAUGUUUUUGCCUGCAGUAGGUUUGGAUAAAAUUUGUUUAAAUAGACUUUUUUUAAAUAUUUA
Frankliniella occidentalis (western flower thrips) is the source of this 1821-nucleotide messenger RNA. It is a transcript of the gene NC2alpha, whose product is annotated as dr1-associated corepressor. Bases 184 to 708 code for a protein of 174 amino acids. The record is from RefSeq and is a predicted model, not a curated record. Gene Ontology annotation, biological process: negative regulation of transcription by RNA polymerase II; positive regulation of transcription by RNA polymerase II; transcription by RNA polymerase II. NCBI's taxonomy places the organism in Eukaryota, Metazoa, Arthropoda, Insecta, Thysanoptera, Thripidae. Gene Ontology annotation, cellular component: negative cofactor 2 complex; nucleus. The transcript is spliced from 5 exons. Gene Ontology annotation, molecular function: RNA polymerase II general transcription initiation factor activity; core promoter sequence-specific DNA binding; transcription corepressor activity.